Messenger RNA from Setaria italica (foxtail millet), 775 nucleotides. RefSeq lists its product as uncharacterized. The coding region runs from base 20 to 247 and encodes 75 amino acids. The transcript is spliced from 2 exons. NCBI's taxonomy places the organism in Eukaryota, Viridiplantae, Streptophyta, Magnoliopsida, Poales, Poaceae. The record is from RefSeq and is a predicted model, not a curated record.
UGAUCGGCCGUGAUCUCCCAUGGGCCUCCUGCCGCUGUUCCUCCGGGCGGUCGCGAGGCUGGCGGCCUGCGUGGCGACCCGGCCGGUGACGGCGACGACGGCCACGGUGCUGUUCCACGCCGGGGUGCUGCCGAGGGACCCCGCGCUGGAGCGGCUGGUCUGCGACGACAUGCUCGACGGCGCCGGUGGCAGCGACGACUGCAUCAUCCUGCAUUUCGUCGUCGGUGUCAUGAGGUCCUUGGGCUAGCCUAUAGCUGCACCUGCAGUCCAAGCCACCCACCCACUACUGAUUUAGAUUUGACCUUUUCUUUUUCAGAAACUAAUGACCACAGUUCAUCAGUUCUCUGACUCAAAAUUACAGAGGAAUUCGCAUCAAAAAAAUUACAGUGGAAUUAAAGAAUAGCAUGCAAAUUUGACCUACUUUUAUCUUUAGAUGGACGGAAUUGAAACGAGACUGGUUGUUUGGGUUGACAAUUUAGCACAGCUACUAGUUGAAUAUUGAUUCGAAGAUCCAAGAAAAAUUAGAAUACUACUAGGUGGCAGUGAUUGAUCAGGAAUCCACAAGAACGUGCCUAGAAUUAUUAGGCAGUUCUGGUACCAGAGCCUGUCGACGUCGGCACCGCUUUGUGCGGCAACCGUCACAUGGUCUUCGUAUCCUAGGAGAAACAAGAAAUCAGGCAACCAUGCUGCCUAAUUUCGCUGAAGAAAAUGGCAUCUGCUUCGCUCCAGAGAUGAUGGGUGGUCUCAUCGGACAAAACUACAGAACUGACAGUAU